ACGAGAGUCACGUGACACCGAGAGAGCUGAUUUACCUGCGGACUGUCACACCUGUGCGUGUCUGAUCACAGCGAUACUGACACUUCUGAGCGCUUAUAAUAUUCGAUAUACGUGUAUUUAACUUUCUCGAUGGAGUUUCAGGACUCUGUUAGUGGAGAUCUUCAUAUUCAUCCUGAACUCAAAGAGUCUGAUUGGAGUUAGAUUUAGCACUUAAACCACAGAGAUGAUCGCAGAUCGGCAGUCCAGCCCAGAAAAUCAGACUGAUCUCAACAUGCUGAAGCAUCCAGACAAGCUCAGACCUCCAGAGCCCAGCGAGCUCCUCAGAUGUGAUGGAGAUCAGCCGGAGAGCAGCAGAGAGCGGGAGGAACCGAGCGAGCGGAUGGAGACGCAGGAGAAGCCACGGGACGUAGGUGACGGCUCGCCGGCUGAGGAUGAUGGAGAACCGCUCCAGGACGCCUGGUGUCCAGAGAAAGCCAUGCAGGCGUUCACACCGAACGUGAUGAUCGUGCAGCCGACGGGACACGAGGAUGUCCAGAAACACAUUGAGAUGGAGAAGAUUCCUCUGUAUGUGCAGAGCUUCCACACAAACCCUCCUGAACACUUCCACCCGCCGUGGAUCGAUGAUAUAGACAAACCCCAAAACAGUUGUGUGGAGGCUGUGCGGUUGUGUGUUUGUGUAACGGCUGCUGCAGUGAUUUUCCCGUUACUGACGUGGGGAGGAUACAAGCUCCUCCCCUUUGAUGCCCCUCCCCUCGACAGCUCCGCCCUCAAAUUGAUCUACACACUGCGCUGUGCGUUCUUCGCCAGCAUUCCCAUCGUGCUGGGUGUGCUGGUUCAGGGUGUGUCUCGUUUGAGGUUCGGGACGCUGAAGCCUCUGUUUGACGGGACGUGGGAGAAUCGUGAGGUGGCCGUUCACUAUUAUUACGUGCGAGACUCGCUGCACCUGUACCUGCUCUACUUCCUGCAGCUCGCUGUCAUGGCAACGUACACCCAACAGGAAAUGCUCAAACUGGUGCCGCUCCUCACCAUCAUCUUCGUCUUCGGCAGACUGAUCUACUGGGUGUGUGUCGUGUUCGGCAGCAGUGUACGAGCGUUUGGAUUCGCGCUCUCCUUCCUGCCUCUCCUUGUUCUGCUGGGCGCUAAUCUUUAUUUCAUUGGCUCGGUCAGCGGACAGGAGGCGGUGUUUCAUGUGGCCCCGCCCCCUACAGCUCCACCCCCAAAACAGAGGUGGUGGGGCUGAAAACCACGUCC
Messenger RNA from Cyprinus carpio (common carp), 1251 nucleotides. RefSeq names its product transmembrane protein 79a (gene tmem79a). NCBI's taxonomy places the organism in Eukaryota, Metazoa, Chordata, Actinopteri, Cypriniformes, Cyprinidae. Gene Ontology annotation, cellular component: lysosomal membrane; trans-Golgi network membrane. Gene Ontology annotation, biological process: regulated exocytosis. The record is from RefSeq and is a predicted model, not a curated record.